Hippoglossus stenolepis (Pacific halibut) is the source of this 1666-nucleotide messenger RNA. RefSeq lists its product as uncharacterized. NCBI's taxonomy places the organism in Eukaryota, Metazoa, Chordata, Actinopteri, Pleuronectiformes, Pleuronectidae. Bases 512 to 1666 code for a protein of 384 amino acids. The transcript is spliced from 2 exons. The record is from RefSeq and is a predicted model, not a curated record.
AGUGAUGUGCACGUGAAAACAUCUGCAGCCCAAAGCUUGUAGCUGUGCACGUUCUGUCUGUUUACACAUGAACAUGGAAUAUAACUGUUUUUAAAUUAUAAUAUCACGUCCCUGUCAAUAGUCAUAUACAGUCUACAUAUAGAUGCAUAUCUAAAUGUGUGUGUAAGACUCUGUAUCUUUCAGGGGAGUUCAACAAUAAACAUCUUUGACUCUGUGUAAAUAGCAGAAACUGCAGAACUUACUCAUGUUAUUAUUACUGUCAGUGAUCAAGGGUUUAAUUAAAUUCUAUUUAUUUUCUGUUAAAAGCUUCAUUGCUUUGCACAGUGAAGACCUGGUUCACAUGACAGUGAAGUUAAAUGAAUCAAACAGAGACAUUGACCAGUGUUUGACGAGGGCAGACGGUCCAAGGUUUCCCACAAUGCUUCAGUCCAAGGCUUUGAGACACUGUAUAUAUAUCAGGACGUCAGCAGCAAAAUCUACAGACUUCACAACAGGCAACUGACUAGCUGAAAUGGAAGAUCGGAGGACACGUUCAACUCUGUCGUUCACUUUCAUCCUCUGCUUCUCACUGUGGCUCACAUCUGGAGAAACCAGUGACUUACAGAGCUACUUUGAUUUGUUUAGGCAAUACUGUUUAAGUGAUUGUCCAACAAAGCAUUUUACGUCCACGUACGAUUUGCCGUGUACAGACAGCUGUGAGAAGCGUGGUUAUGACUACUACUGGUGCAAGUCCAGAAAGGGCUGGGACUACUGCUCACCAGGCAACAAUGUUGAUUACCAAGGCUUCAGCUGUGACUCGCGUUAUCCCUGUGACAAAUAUGGAGAAAAUCACUUGGAGUGUUCCUUGCAGAAUGGUUUCUGGGAGAAAUGUGCUCGGGUGGAGCCGAGGGCAAUGAUUUAUUACAGCAGGGAUAGGAAAGAAUGCAUUGAAGAGUGUCGGUAUCAUGAGUCAGGGGGUUACUUCUGGUGCUAUGUUGAAGAGGGCUGGGACUACUGCUCACCUCUACCAGACCACACCUACAAGAAUGAGCCUUGUCGCCUCAAUCACGAGUGUGGAAGCUAUGGUCAGAGAUACACCUGGUGCUACACAACAUUCAACAACAACUGGGAUUACUGUGGAGUGAUCAGUCCUGGAGAGUGUGUGUUUUCCCAGACGCACCGCGCCAAACGACAAACUAAUAAUCCAAGAGUGAUCUGUACCAGGGAAGACAACAACAACAACAACAACAACAACAACAACAACAACAGAGUGACCACUUUCAAAGACAUGGGAGGUAAAGAAAAACUUAAAAAACCCAACAAAGAGGUGCUCAACGAAGCCUUAGAAUUAAUUAACCAAUGGAACAACCAGCGCUUGAGUGACCAGUCCAGGUCCAACUUGAUUACAUCGAGCAAAGUUCGCAUUGACAACCAGGGACUGUGCAACAGGAACAAUCAGCGGUGUUACAACCUGCAAAUCCAGAUCAACGGACCACGCCCUUCUGGAGAAAGCUCCACUGUGGCACAGAUCAUAGUUCCUGUUGACACGUCAGCUGAAUACAUGCGUUUGGCCUUCAGGGAGAGUUUAAUGGGCAAAUUCAUGGUGGAAGUAGAAGUAAACGACGAACCAACCCCCUCCCCAAACAACUACCAAAGAUGCUGUAAGCGAGUCCAGCUCGUCCUUUAA